Alternaria atra is the source of this 1317-nucleotide messenger RNA. RefSeq lists its product as uncharacterized. The record is from RefSeq and is a predicted model, not a curated record. The transcript is spliced from 2 exons. Bases 1 to 1317 code for a protein of 438 amino acids. Gene Ontology annotation, molecular function: tRNA binding. NCBI's taxonomy places the organism in Eukaryota, Fungi, Ascomycota, Dothideomycetes, Pleosporales, Pleosporaceae. Gene Ontology annotation, biological process: tRNA wobble position uridine thiolation. Gene Ontology annotation, cellular component: cytosolic tRNA wobble base thiouridylase complex; mitochondrion.
AUGGCACCCUCACCCUGCGCUCUGUGCAAGGUGAACCGGGCGCUUAUCCUGCGACCCAAGGAUCAUUCUAAGCUUUGCAAGACGUGCUUCAUCUCCGUCUUCGAAACCGAAAUCCACCACACUAUUACCACAAACUCGCUUUUUAAACGCGGCGAAAAGGUCGCCAUCGGCGCAUCAGGUGGUAAGGACAGCACUGUCCUUGCUUCUGUUCUCAAGACUCUUAAUGAGCGCUACGACUAUGGGCUUGACCUCAUCCUGCUAUCCAUUGAUGAGGGAAUCAAAGGUUACCGAGAUGAUAGUUUGGAAACGGUCAAGAGGAAUGCGGAGCAGUAUAGCAUGGACUUGACGAUCCUAGGAUACGCGGAAUUGUAUGGGUGGACGAUGGAUCAAGUGGUGGAGCAGGUAGGAAAGAAAGGCAACUGCACGUACUGUGGCGUCUUUAGGCGGCAAGCUCUCGAUCGUGGAGCGUCACGGCUUGGAGUCAAGCACGUGGUGACAGGACACAAUGCUGAUGAUGUCGCGGAGACUGUCCUAAUGAACUUGCUCAGAGGCGACCUUCCUCGUCUAUCGCGCACAACCUCCAUCAUCACGUCUACUCCUUCAGCGUCGUCCGAUCCUGCCUCGAAUACGAACAUCAAGCGCAGCAAGCCCCUCAAGUACGCAUACGAGAAAGAGAUAGUUCUCUACGCCCAUCACAAGAACCUGGACUACUUCAGCACCGAAUGCAUAUACUCACCCGAAGCCUUCCGCGGCAGCGCGCGCGCCCUAAUUAAGAAUCUUGAAAGGGUAAGGCCCAGCGCUAUCCUUGACGUGGUCAGGAGUGGUGAGGACAUGGCAAAGCUAGUACCCGGUAGCGACGAAGGCUGCGGAGGUGUUUGCGCGAGUAGUGUGCCUGUCGCCGAAGAAGAGGAAGGUGGGUGUGGAAGUGCUCAAGGGCGCAGCACAGGUGGUGAAAUGGCGAGUGUGGAGGCACGACUCAGGCAGAACGAAGCAGCCGUCGACGGCAACCUCGAGACCGAAAUCACCACCAAAAGCGUCAACAGGACCGGACAGCAAGGCAACGGCGCAGUACCUCUAGCGAACGGAAAGAAAGCCAAGAAGGGCUUCACACCCAAGAAGACGAGCAAGCAGGUCAUGGGCCAGUGCAACAAGUGUGGAUACCUCUCGAGCCAGGAAGUCUGCAAGGCCUGCGUUUUGCUCGAGGGACUCAACAAGGCGCGACCGAAGAACAAGAUUGAAGUCGGUUACGAAGUCCAAGACGUCAGCUUGAACAGCGUUCGCGAUGAACUUGAGGCCACGACGAUAGGGGGAGAAUGA